CCAUAACUCUUAAGAAAUCCAUGGCCACUUCCAUCCUUAUUCCUUCCUCCUUCCAAAAUUCUAGUUCCAUUUCCAUCCUUCCUCCUUCAUCCAUCUCCAGUUCUCCACAGCUUGUUGCUCUCGAUCACAGCUCUUUGCCUUCGAUCCCAGCUCGUCGCCUUCGGGCCACACCACGCCUCUCACCAUCUCUAAUCAUCCAUCUUCACACCUCUCGCCAUCGGUCCCAGCUCUCUACUCUGCAUUCCUUGCUGAAGCGUGCUCCACCAACUAUCGACGACCAGCAGGCAGCGGCCUCCAAAAUCAGAAAGAUGGAGGGGAGCAGCAGUUGGGGUUUUUAGAAGCGAGUACAUACCAACUUCAAGGGGAGAUGAUAAUUUGCCUCCUCUUCCUAGUAGGAAGCAAGCACAAGCUUCAAGGGCACCUGUUAAGAGUAGUAACAAUGGUCUUACUACUAUUAUUUGCUGUUGGCGAUGAAACAGGCACCUCAAGAACAAGAACUAGUAUCAACUAGCAACACCACAACAACUCAAGCCUCAACUUUGAAGUUUUGAAUUAGACUUUGGUUUUGUAAUAGGUAGUUUGUUGUAAUUUGGUAUUGGAAAAUGUUUGGCUUGUUUUUUCUAAAAAUUAUGUAGAAACAGGUUGUCUGCAUUCCAACAAAAGGGGUAUAUGCAGUAAAAUUUUCUAGGCAGGGCCAGUAUGGGUUAGAACCGGAUAGACCGGAUCGGGAUAGACCAGACUGGACCCAAUCCAUUUUUGGGUUGGCGUAUUUAUGAAAAAAUCGGAUUGGGACCGGACCGUGUUCUACCCAUACUUACAAUGUCAUGGUGGCCAUUGUAUAUUUUCAUGCCAUGAAAUAUUAGAAAGAAACAAACAAAAAAGUCUUUGUGACAACAAAACUAGACAUUGCAA
This is a messenger RNA of Linum trigynum, 912 nucleotides long. Lineage: Eukaryota; Viridiplantae; Streptophyta; Magnoliopsida; Malpighiales; Linaceae. The record is from the annotation of a GenBank genome assembly.